AUGCGCGGAUCGAAAGACCGCGUGGAGGUGUUUAAGCUGCCGGAGAACCUCUGGUUCGCGGGAACCGCGCAGCUGCCGCCGUUUAAAGACGCUGGUAACGGUGGCGCCUCCGCUACCGCCGGUGGUGGGAACAGCGACGGAGAUAGCAGCAGCGGAAACCACGGCACGAACGCCGUCGAUUAUCGCGCAUCUGACUCGCCCGACUCGGAAUCGUUGAAGGAGGAGCUGCUUGCGCGGAUUCGCGGCGGCGGACUCAAUGAGAAGACGCGCGAGGCUCUGGCGGGAGCAGCAAGCUCCGCCUCGGAGGCGGCCGCCGCUGCAUCUGCGCCCGCCGCUGCGCCUGCGAGCGCGCCGGCUCCCGCUGUGGAUCCUCUCGAGCAACAGAUGAACCGUGUUUCCCCUCCUGAUGUCGCUCUUUGUGUCGGCAAUGGCUACGUCCUUCACACUGUCAAUAUUGCGAUGGCUGUGUACGACAACAAGCAGGGGAAGCAGCUCACUCGCAUCAUCACAACCAACGAGUUCUUUGGCAUGCUGCCAUGGGUGGUGGAAAAGAGAGACCCGUUCAACACAUCAGUAUUUGGAGACAAUAUUGGCGACAUGACAUGCACGUAUGACCGCCAGGCCAGGCGCUUCUACCUCUCCACCUACUGGACUUCUGGGAAAUCCAACAACACGUAUGACAAGUUUGGGCAGACGAGGAGGCGAGGCAACAUCACAGUCGGGGGAGGGCUGAUAGUGGCGGCAUCAACCACAGACGACCCCACGCAGCCAUGGAACGUCUACUUCAUUCCUGGCUCGUACGCUCUCGCCUCCUUUUUCUCCUGCUUCCUCACCCAUUUCCCUCACCCGUUUCCCUCACCUUUCCUCAGCUCAACGAUGUUUUCCCCUCUUGCUGUCAGUCUUGACCCCCCACCCCUCGCCCAUCGUGCCCUUCUCCCCCUCCCUCCCUUUUGCUUUCCUCCCCCAUCAGUGGACUACCCUCAGAUCGGUACCGAUGCCUAUGGAUUUUACGCAUCAAUAAACCAUUUUUCGGAGACAUUUGACCAAUAUUACGGGGCGGGCAUCUAUGCAAUUUCCAAGUCCCAGCUCCAAACGCCUGAAAACGCCACCAUUCUCCGCCUCGCCGUACCUUACACAGAGACCCUCAGCAAUCCAGCCUACACAAUCUACCCUCAGAAGGUCGCUGCUGAUGGGGACUAUGAUUACAGCCAUGGUGGCACCAUGUACUUUGGAUGGACGGGAGUUAACCCCAACCCUGGCGCUCCAAACGAAACCGUGCUCGUCGCCAACUAUAGCACAGUUGGAGCCUUUGCUAUAACGGGGACAAGCGCCCUGGGAACCCCUGAAGCUGAGAGUUUGGUUGAGCCGCACUGUGCUGCUGUCAACACUCCCCCGUUCUUUAAUCCGUUUCCUGUGGAGCAGAAACCUGGGCCAGUUCCUCUUGCUUGGAAGAUGAACCAAACAAUCAAACCCAUCGGCCCUUCGUUUACAGAUGCGAGAGGAGUGGUGGUGUUUCCUGGGAAGAGGCAGAUGUGGUUGGGUUUUAUGUCCGCUUUUGGCAAGGACAUGAGUGCUUCUGCUGCGGUCGUGAGGCUCCGCUUGUCCCUCAGGCCCCAGCGCAAGUGGCGGCCGUUUCGGGUGUUUCUGGAGCGGUUCAAAGCGGUGGGGGUGGGAGGGGGGAACAGCCUCAUUCAGCCGACCAUUGCUCUCAAUAGGCACGGCGUGGGCAUCAUAGCAGCGUCGCUGGCAGGGCGUUCGUUGUACCCCUCAGCUGCCUAUGCCACUCUCAACGCCAAUGUGGAUAUCGGCCGCGUGGUUGUUGCUGGCCCGGGAAAGGCUCCUCUCGACGACUACACGGGCUACCGCGAGGGCGCAACGGAGCAUCGGUACGGUGACUACAUGGCGGCAACGGUGGAUGAGGAGGGCAACGCGUGGGCGGCAGUGCAGUAUGUGGCUGGUGAGCCCAGGAGUGAGUGGAGCAACUGGGCUACCUACGUGUUCAAAGUGGAUCUGAAUGGGGGGGAGGAAGGGGGGAACGGCGGGGAUGGGGGGGAUGGGGGAAAUGGGGGGGAUGGGGACGGAGGAAAUGGGGAUGACGGCGGAAAUGGGGACAACGGGGGGGAUGGGGGUCAUGUUGGGAGUUAG
Molecule: messenger RNA, 2145 nt
Organism: Closterium sp. NIES-65
Lineage: Eukaryota; Viridiplantae; Streptophyta; Zygnematophyceae; Desmidiales; Closteriaceae
Source: the annotation of a GenBank genome assembly